Messenger RNA from Engraulis encrasicolus (European anchovy), 1415 nucleotides. RefSeq names its product olfactomedin-4-like. Gene Ontology annotation, biological process: signal transduction. NCBI's taxonomy places the organism in Eukaryota, Metazoa, Chordata, Actinopteri, Clupeiformes, Engraulidae. Bases 33 to 1415 code for a protein of 460 amino acids. The record is from RefSeq and is a predicted model, not a curated record. The transcript is spliced from 5 exons.
CUUCUGCCACCUGUCAUCGCAUCAGGAUCAGAAUGUGUCUGUCCAAGUGGAAAACAUUUUUUUUGUUUUUAAGUCUGUUCAUUGUGCAGGGUGUUAUGGCCACUGACUGUGCCUGUGAGUUGACCAGUGGAGAGAAGCCUUUCCCCAAAGACAAACUGCUGAGUAUGGAGACCUCCGCUGUGGCAUGCAAUCAGAAAAUACAGUCUGCAAAGGUGUCUGAGGAGGCUUCCCUGCGUCUGGGUCUGCAUAAGCGUCUGCUGCAGCUGCAGGAUGAGGUGUCUGUGCUGGAGCAGGAGGAUGAUGGUGGUCUGUAUGGAGCCGUGUCUCUCAGGAUCAUCGAGCUGGAGCUGGCCGAGAUACUGCAGCUCAUCAACAGGCUCAACACCACACAUAACAUGCACCUGAGUCUGAGCACGAAUGUCACUGCUACAGUGCAGCAGUUGACAGAGGAGUUGAAACAGCUUGAGGAGUUUGACCAAAUGCAGAUCAUUCAGAAGCUGGAGGAGAACAAAGGACUGCAGAGGAGUCUGGCCCAGUGCCAUGAGGAACUUCAGGCCACACCCCCUCCUCCAACCCUGCCCCCAGGAACUUGUCCACGGCGUCGUCUUGCACAGGUGAAUGGUCCGAGUACGUACACCAUUACAGAGUAUGGCACCUCUUAUUACUAUGGAUCCUGGGGCCAAGACCCACAGCCUGGUCCUGGAAGGGAGAACUGGUACUGGCUGGUAGCACUGACAAGCAGUGAUGUCUUUGCAAACUAUGUCCUCCUGUAUAGAAGCUUUAGUGCUCUAGUUGCUGGUGUAGAUUCUAUGGUUAUUUCCAUAUCCAAUGACAACCCCACCACCAACACCAUCCAGGGGCCCAAUGUGGUGAUGUACGGUGACGCCCUCUACUACGGCUGCUACAACACCCCCUCUGUCUGCCGCUUCAACGUCACGUCACGUGAGAUUACCACAGCGGCCCUGCCAGCGAAUACUGGCAUCAACAACAAGUUCCCUUUUUGCCACUUAGGGGCGUGCUACGUCUACACAGAUCUGGACCUGAUGACAGACGAUUCUGGUGUUUGGGUGGCCUACGCCUCAGAAGAGUCCUAUGGUAACGUUAUGCUAAGUCAGGUUGAGUCUGGUGAUGUCCCCAAGUUAGGACGCACGUUGAAAACCUCCCUGCACAAACGCACAGCCACCAACACCUUUAUGGCAUGUGGAGUUCUCUACGCCACUCGGUAUGUGGACAAGGAGACAGAAGAGGUAUUCUACUCCUUUGACACACGCACUGGUGUGGAACGCUAUGAUCUGGACAUCAGCUUCAAGAAGAUGCAGACUAAUAUACAGUCUCUAAAUUAUAACCCCUCUGACCACAGGCUGUAUGCUUAUGCCAAUGCAUAUGCUAUCUCCUAUGAUGUCAUUUUUGAAUGA